AUGUUGGUCAGGCAGUGGGAGAAAAUCGGGCACCCAGUUUUUUUUUUUUUUUUUUUUUUUUUUUUUGAAUAAUAACAUCGAUUAAAGCUUGAUUUAUCCUUAUAGUUACAGCAUAGUGGAUUACAUACUUGUUGGAAAAGUAAAAGCCGGCGUGCAGACUAGGGGAUAUUUAUUACAGAAGAAUUGUAAAGGAUCGUUUUAACCAGGAUCUUGUUUUAACUGAUCGAAAUUUGUAAGGCGAAGUUUUUUUUUCGCCACUUCUCACUUUGCAGCUGUCAGACUCGUUUGGCCUGGCAGGCAUUUAUGGACAGAGGCCUGGAUAAACUUAAUUUCAUGUGGCCGCAUGCUAACUCUGCAACAUUUAUUUUAUCACUUCUUUUUGCGUGGAUAUGAUCUGUUUGUAUGUUUUAAAAGAGCUUGUUCUCCACAUAUCUCCAGAAGCUAAAUUAGCUUAGCGCAGUAUAAUCUGUUGCUGCUGCUUUUGUGUUUGCCAAGUUGUCAUGGACUAAUCCGACACCUUGUUUUGUUGUUGUUUUGUUUUUGAAAAUGUGGCUUUUCGUCAUCUCUCGGUGUUGUAUACGUUUCAACGAGAGUGAUAAUAAGACAGUAAGACACAAAACGUUGCUUUGAGCAAACUAGUGCUUAUUGCUUUGUGAGGGCAGAGGAAGUUGGCGAGUUCAUUUGCUAACCUUAGCUAGUAAACUCACAUCUCUUCCAUACGUCUGAAUCGAAUCCAUCGGAUCAGUUAUGAACAUGUCUGCUGGAGAAAGUUUGACAGCUCGCUUCGAGAAGAUCGAUGCUAUGCUGAAGGAUCCCAAAUCAGAGAUCAACACAGAUUGUCUGCUGGACAGUUUGGAUGCUCUGGUUUAUGACCUUGACUUUCCGGCCCUGAGGAAAAACAAAAGCAUCGAUAACUUCUUAAAUAGAUAUAAGGACACAAUCAGCAAAAUUCGUGAGCUUCGUAUGAAAGCAGAGGACUAUGAAGUGGUAAAGGUCAUAGGAAGAGGGGCAUUUGGAGAAGUACAACUGGUGAGGCACAAAGCCACGAGGAAAGUGUACGCCAUGAAGCUGCUCAGCAAGUUUGAGAUGAUCAAAAGGUCGGACUCUGCUUUCUUCUGGGAAGAGAGGGAUAUUAUGGCCUUUGCAAACAGUAAUUGGGUAGUACAGCUGUUUUAUGCAUUCCAAGACGAUCGCUACCUCUAUAUGGUGAUGGAGUAUAUGCCAGGUGGAGACCUGGUCAACCUAAUGAGCAACUAUGAUGUGCCUGAGAAGUGGGCACGUUUCUACACUGCUGAGGUUGUGCUGGCACUGGACGGCAUCCACUCCAUGGGCUUCAUUCACAGGGACGUAAAGCCUGACAACAUGUUGCUAGACAAGACAGGCCAUUUGAAGCUGGCAGACUUUGGAACCUGCAUGAAAAUGAACAAGGAUGGAAUGGUACGAUGUGACACAGCAGUAGGAACUCCAGACUAUAUUUCUCCAGAGGUACUGAAGUCGCAGGGAGGAGACGGCUACUAUGGCCGAGAGUGUGACUGGUGGUCUGUGGGGGUCUUCCUGUAUGAGAUGCUCGUUGGUGACACGCCAUUCUAUGCUGACUCGCUGGUGGGCACCUACAGCAAAAUCAUGAAUCACAAGAAUGCCCUGACCUUCCCCGAUGACAGUGACAUCUCAAAAGAUGCAAAAAGCCUCAUCUGUGCAUUCCUCACGGACAGGGAGGUGCGGUUAGGACGCAAUGGAGUCGAUGAAAUCAAGCGACAUAAUUUUUUCAAGAAUGACCAGUGGGCAUGGGAGAACAUCAGAGAGACGGCUGCUCCAGUGGUGCCGGAGCUAAGCAGUGACGUAGACACAAGCAACUUUGAUGACAUUGAGGAAGAUCGAGGGGAGGAGGAGACUUUCCCCAUUCCUAAAGCAUUUGUAGGCAACCAGCUUCCAUUUGUGGGUUUCACCUAUUACAGCAAUAACCAGUUCCCUCGGGAAUCAACUAUAAAGACAAGUGACAAACGCUGCUCAACAAAGGAAGAUAAGAGUCAUUUGGAGAAUCUUCAGAAGAGAAUUUAUCAGUUAGAAGAACAACUUCACAGUGAGAUGCAGCUGAGAGAUGAGAUGGAGCAGAAGUGCAGGGCAUCCAGUACAAAGCUAGACAAGAUAAUGAAAGAGUUAGAUGAGGAGAGUAACCUAAGGAAGAGUGUGGAGGCUAACAUGUCUUUACUGGAGAAAGACAAGAUCAUGAUCCAGCACCGAGCAACAGAACAUCAAAGAAAGGCUGACCAGGAGGCUGAAAAACGAAGAAAUCUGGAGAAUGAGGUGUCUACUUUGAAGGAGCAACUGGAAGACUUGAGGAAAAUCAGUCAAAACAAUGACAAGAUUACCCAGCUACAGAACCAACUGGGGGAAGCCAACGACCUUCUGCGGGCUGAGUCUGACACGGUGGUGCGUUUGAGGAAGAGCCACACGGAGAUGGUGAAGUCAGUGAGCCACCUGGAGGGCGUGAAUCGUGAGCUGCAGGAGAAGAGCCGUGCUACAGAGAGUGUCAAACAACAGCUGGAAAAAGAGCUGUUGCAGCUGCAGACCACGCUAGACACAGAAAGACGAACCUGCAGCCGAGGCUCAGAGGAGAUCAGAGAACUGCAAGCUCGUAUCACAGGUCUACAGGAGGACAACAAGAACUUGAAGCAGAGUCUGUCUAAAGUGGAGCUGGAGAGGAAACAAGUCCAGGACAGAUGUAACGUUCUUGAGAAGGAGAAGAACAGUCUGGAAAUUGACCUAAACUACAAGCUGAAGACUCUACAGCAGCGGCUAGACCAGGAAUUGACAGAGCACCGCAUCACAAAGGCUCAACUCACAGACAAAUACGAGUCUAUCGAGGAGUCCAAGUCUGCUGCUAUGCAUGCGGUGGAGCAGAAGGUGUCAGAAGAGACCACACUGCGGAUGCGAGCAGAGAGCAGGGUGGUAGAGGUGGAGAAGCAGUGCUCCAUGCUGGAGUUUGACCUCAAACAGUCUGUACAGAAGAUGGAGCAGCUGAUGAAGCAGAAGGAGAGGCUGGAGGAUGAGGUGAAGGAUCUGCGGGUGCAGUUGGAGCAGGAGUCUGGGAAGCGUGUGCUGGCCCAAAACGAGCUGAAAAGCUGGACGAUGGAGGCCGAACGCCUGAAAGGAUCAGAGAAGCAACUCAAACAGGAGAUCAACGCGGCCCUCGAGAACAAACGCUCCGUCGAGUUCCAGUUGGCACAGCUCACCAAGCAGUACAGAGGAAAUGAGGGUCAGAUGAGGGAACUUCAGGACCAGCUGGAGGCUGAGCAGUAUUUCUCAACACUCUAUAAAACUCAGGUGAAGGAGCUAAAGGAGGAGAUAGAGGAGAAGAAUCGACAAACUCAAGAAGCUCUUAAAAAAGUCCAGGACCUGUACUCAGAGAAGGAGUCACUCUCUGCUCAGUUGGACCUCACCAUGACGAAAGCAGAGUCAGAGCAGUUGGCCCGUGCGCUACAGGAAGAGCAGUAUUUUGAACUCUCUCAGGAGAACAAGAAGGCUGUGUCACGUUACAAACAGGAGAUCACAGAGAAAGACUCGACCAUCACACAGCUUGAGGAAUCCAAUAAAACCCUCACCAAAGAUGUGGAGAUCCUCAGUAAGGAGAAGACUGAAUUGAAUGAGAGACUCCAAGCUCAAGAAGAAGAGUUUGCAGCAGAGAAGGAGGAGGUAGCAAACUCAGUAAAGGCGAAUUACGAGAAGGCCCUUAAUAUAGAAAGAACUCUGAAGACACAGGCGGUGAAUAAGCUGGCUGAGAUUAUGAACCGUAAGGACAUGAAGUUGGACCAGAAGAAGAGAGGCAGCACCACUGACCUGCGCAAGAAAGAGAAGGAGAAUCGCAAACUGCAGCUGGAGCUGAACCAGGAGAAGGAGAAGUUCAACCACAUGGCCAUCAAGUACCAGAAGGAGCUCAACGAGAUGCAAGCGCAAUUGGCAGAGGAGUCCACGUAUCGCAAUGAGCUGCAGAUGCAACUAGAUAGUAAGGAAAGUGACAUUGAGCAACUUAGAGAGAAACUGAACGACUUGCAGCUCCGCGUGGACAACUCCAGCGUCACCAGCCUUCAGACGGACGAGAUGGACAGUAACAUUGCUGAAUCAAGGCUUGAAGGCUGGCUUGCAAUACCUAAUAGGGCUAAUAUAAAAAGAUAUGGCUGGAAAAAGCAGUAUGUUGUGGUGAGCAGUAAAAAAAUUCUCUUUUACAAUGAUGAGCAAGACAAGGAGCAGUCAAACCCCUCUAUGGUACUAGAUAUUGACAAACUUUUCCAUGUACGUCCUGUCACACAAGGCGACGUUUAUCGAGCUGAAACGGAUGAAAUUCCAAGAAUAUUCCAGAUCCUUUAUGCUAAUGAAGGUGAGUGUAGGAAGGAAGCGGACGUGGAGAGUGUCCCUCAGGGUGAUAAGGCCAACUGCUUGCCCCACAAAGGCCAUGAGUUCAUCCCCACCCUCUACCAUUUCCCCUCUAACUGUGAGGCUUGCUCCAAACCACUGUGGCAUGUGUUCAAGCCUCCGCCAGCCCUGGAGUGCCGCCGUUGCCAUGUCAAGUGCCACAAGGACCAUCUGGACAAGAAGGAGGAUGUUAUCGCCCCUUGCAAAGUUAAUUAUGAUGUGACAACAGCUAGAGACAUGCUGCUUCUGGCCUUGUCCCAAGAUGAGCAGAAGAAAUGGAUUGGUCAUCUCGGCAAGAAGAUUCCCAAGACUCCUCCUUCUACCUUCUCAAGGGCAUCCCCACGCACAAUGUCCACUCGCUCCGUAGCAAACCAGUCCUUCCGCAAGAACCCCAAAAACUUGCCGGGCAAGCCAAGCAGGGCGCAGUCCAGUCUCCAUGCGGACACAACAUCCAGUACAUGCUGACAACAUCAUACAGCUCCUCCACACCUUAAAUGUCAAAUGGUGUAGUCGACUACUCCUGUGUUUGUUUAGUACAUUCAUUCAUAGUUUUUAAGGUCGAGGUUAACUGUGGUCAGUUGUUCUCUGGAGGCCUGUCCUUUUCUGUUUACUGUGGGUUUUUGUUUUCUAGAAUGACAAAUUCUUUCCUUUACAAACUUAAACAACUAAAAGGGAAUUUUCUUUAUCUGUACAGUGGCUCUCUGUGGUUUUGGCUUUAAAUUUCUAUUCUCUAUUCUGCCAUUUUUAUCAUUUUGGCAUUGUGGAGUUCAUAUUUGCAUUAGAAUAAUUUUUCAUUGAGAGUAAAAUUUCAUCACCAGCCACUUUUCGAGAGGCUGCUCAUUGCAGAGCCAAUGGGUGGAGCUUGACAUCCAGCUCUAAACUCUGCAGGACAGUGGCCCUCCAGGACAGAGACUGUCCAACCAUACCCUAACCCUACCCAUAACCUUAUCACUAAACAUAACUCUACCCAUUAUGUCUAGAGAGAGGGAAAUAGAUGUCAUUUUUCUGCCUUCAAAUUUCUCUGAUCAGACAAAACCUGAUAAAGGAAGUACUUAUAUUUUGCUUGAAGAAAAUGAAGUUUUUUUGAAGAUUUUUUUGUGUUGUCGCAUUAUUGACAGCAAGUACCAAUAUAACUGCUACUGUAUCAAUUAGACAGUACAUGGACCACACCUCAUCUGAAUACAAGAAGAGUGUUUAAACUGAGUGGAAAAGUGCAAAGUUUCGAAUGCAUAGAAAAAAAUCUCAAGACAAAAAUCUUGGAGCAGUUUCAGUAAAUGUAGAGUGGGUGUUCAUUUUGUAUAGUUAUAAACUUACUAGAAAUGUUGUGAUGAUUUAUUAAAAUUUAUUAGAAUAAGUAUACCACUAUCUCUGGGUAUAAAAGAGGCCAAAUAUUGCAGAAUAGUGUUGUCACGAUACUGGAAUUUCUAACUUUGAUAUGAUACCUUAAAAAGUAUUGAUAUUUGAUACCGUUUUCAAUACCACUGGGAAAAAAAUACUGCUGUUCAUCCAUCCAUUGAAAAUCUAGGCAAUCAAUAAUUUCUUCUGAAGAGAUCACUUUAUAUGAUUUUAAUUUAAGCUUUUAUUCAUAUAUAAACAUUGAUCAAUUACCAUUAUAAUUACCUCACGUAAAUAUUUGCUCACUCAAUGUAUUUGUGUUCUUACAAUGAGGUAGCUUGAUUUCACACUGUAAACUGAAUUUUAAGAAGAAAAGUAAAGAGCAAUAAAUAAAAUAAGAACAUAAAUUACUAACAACAGCACAAAUACAAUAGAAUAAAGAUACAAAUGAAAUAAACUGCUUUCUUUUCGGUAAAAACAGCAGUAUUCAUGUAAGAAACUGAAAGUAAUCAAAUUUAAAAUAACAUCUUUAUUGUAAAAAUUAAAUCCGAAUUAAACAAUUAAAGUUAUACAAAUUAAUCAGUCAACAGCAGGAAGUGAUUUUCUCUUUGACUUUUGUUUGAUUAAUAUUAACAGACAGCGGCAUGUUUAUUAGGCUGUUGUCCCUUUAAGACAUAAAUCUGCGGGCACGAGUAGAAUUAUGCGCAAUCCCACGGUGAAAUUCAGACCUGUCACACCAACUAUCAACACUAUUUAUUUCAGAUAUUUCAGUAUCGAUACGUAUCGAAAUAACGAUAUUUUUGACAACACGAUUACAGAUUAUUGGUGGUGGUGGCGGUGGGUACCCCCGAUGUCCACCGGACACCUACACCACUACCUGCACUGUUAUACAUUGUUCAAUAACCAGCUGUUAUAUUAAUCUGACCUAUAUUGCAAUACAUAUCUGCCCACUGUAUCAUGAUGACAAUUGGCUAUUCUUAUUACUGUAAUUUAGCUAACUGUGUGAUUUGAUUACAUUACUGAAAUUGCAUAACUUGCGCAGUCACCUCUGAUAACAGAUCACUCUAAAAUGUUGACAUGCAUUUUCUGUAGUGCUGCUUUGAAACAAUAUGUAUUGUGAAAAGCACUAUAUAAAUGUGCUACAUAAAUGUGAAUUAAAAUUAUUUAAAUGGACAAUAAGAAUUAGCAUUGAGAUUUAAAACAUUUUUGGCUGUAAUUUUAAGGUUAGAUGUAAUUUUAAGAUUAGAUAUCCUUAAUUGUCAUGAAAAUAAUGUCAUAAUGCAUACAAAUAUCUUAGUUGUCCUACAGGCUUCAUUUCCUUCAUGUAAAAUGUAACUUUUACUACUGCUUUGAUGUUGUUUUCUAUUUUCUGCAGUUAAAUGUGACGUUUUGUUAGAUUCACUUACAUUGAGAUGUGUGCGAAUCAUAUUAUGACUAUGAAAAGUUCUGUUUAACAUGGAAUUUCAGUGAGAAUGAUCCUAAAUUUAUACUUUCUUUCAAACACUGGAUAUUUUCUUUUCUUCUUUCUUUCAGCUAACCAUCUGAACCUCUGGAUUAAAUUGGGAUUUUUGUACUUUCCUCU
This is a messenger RNA of Megalobrama amblycephala (Wuchang bream), 7327 nucleotides long. It is a transcript of the gene rock1, whose product is annotated as Rho-associated, coiled-coil containing protein kinase 1. Gene Ontology annotation, biological process: actomyosin structure organization; regulation of cell junction assembly; cortical actin cytoskeleton organization. Lineage: Eukaryota; Metazoa; Chordata; Actinopteri; Cypriniformes; Xenocyprididae. Gene Ontology annotation, molecular function: small GTPase binding; Rho-dependent protein serine/threonine kinase activity; ATP binding. The record is from RefSeq and is a predicted model, not a curated record. The transcript is spliced from 33 exons. Bases 748 to 4875 code for a protein of 1375 amino acids. Gene Ontology annotation, cellular component: cytoplasm; cytoskeleton.